Molecule: messenger RNA, 3317 nt
Organism: Pantherophis guttatus
Lineage: Eukaryota; Metazoa; Chordata; Lepidosauria; Squamata; Colubridae
Source: RefSeq, a predicted model, not a curated record
UAGCAUAUUUAGACCUCUGUGAUGUUUCUGACUGAGCACUUGAAUUAUUUUCUGUGGGAUGAAGACACAAUAGUGCUGUGGAAAGAAUGUGACUAAAUGCUGCUUGCCUUGAUAGUCAACAAUGAUCUUCUCUACAUGCCUUCAAUAUCUUUUGGAAGAAUGGCUUCUUAACAAUCUUCUUUAUAUAGUUGCUUGCUCAGUGCUGCUGCUUUUUACUAUAUUAUUUGCCGUUCCACUUGCCAUCGUAUUAUUUUUCUAUAUUUCCGCUUUAUUCCUCCUCUUGUAUGAAAGGACUUGCAAACUGAAUGGAAAUUAUUCCAGUAAUAUAUGGGAUCCGGUGAGGCUAAUAAUAGCAAUCAUAUUGGAUGGAUAUGGAAGAUUAUGGCAUGGGUAUGAGCUACAUGGCAUCGAAAACAUACCAGAUGGGCCAGGGCUAAUUAUUUAUUACCAUGGAGCGGUUCCCUUGGACUACUUGUGUUUUCUGGCUAAAAUUUUUAUUCUGAAGCGCAGGUGUUGUUACUCAAUAGCAGAUGAUUGUGUUUUCAUAUUUCCAGGUGUUCAAGUAUUAACUGGUGUGACAGGUAUUAUUCAAAAUAAAAAGGAAGAGUGUUUAAAUGUUCUCAAGAAAGGCAAGCUACUUGGAAUUUCUCCAGGAGGAAUGAGAGAAGCACUCUUUAGUGAUAAAUCAUACAAGCUCAUAUGGCAUAAGCGUAAAGGUUUCGCUCAGUUAGCUGUAGAUAUGAAAGUGCCUAUUAUACCCAUGUGUACACAAAAUAUUCGAGAAGGAUAUUGGAUCUUUGGGCAAUCAAGACCUUUAGCUAGGAGACUAUAUGAAUAUAGUCGAAUCCCCUUCCUUCCAGUGUGUGGUGGAUUUCCAGUCAAAUUUCGUACUUACAUUGGAGAACCCAUUUUGUAUAAUCCAAAUGUAACUGCUGAGGAAUUGGCUACAAAGACCCAAAUUGCACUCCAGUCAUUAAUUAGAAAGCACCAGCAAAUUCCUGGAAGCAUCUGUCGGGCUUUAUUGGAAAGAUUUCACAAAGAAAAGAAAAAGGAAUAAAUUUGUCAAAUGUUAUGAUUAGGCCAAGUGAGGUAGCACACUGCUAAUAAUGAGUUUGAUAAUCAUCUAGGAUAUCAAAAUUUCUAAUUUAUAUUAUUUUCUAAUUUAGUAUUGUACUUUUUUGGGCAAAGAAAGGAUAAAGUAUUACGCGAUUUUUCAUUUGUAGGCAAAAAGCACUUGAAUAGCUUUUCAUAAGGCUUUUAAGACAUGGGUGUAUUUCAAGGUUGAAGUAUUACUUAGAGACUUUGGUGUGCUUACAGGUGAAUGAUACAAUACUAGUAUUGUACAAUACUAGUAUUAGUAAGAAGUUGCAUAUAAGGAGAUCCCAAAUUCAGUUAAGGCGAGGCUACACAUGUGCAAUCGCGGUGGAGAUUUUAGUCACUCUUCCUCUUCAUAUGUGUAAAAUGGAUAAAAGGCAGAUUCUGUCAAAGAAAAACUGCAAGUGUAAUUAGAAUAAAUAUUUGCUAUAAUUGAAUAACACGAACAUAAUCAUAGCAAUCCUAAAUUAGGAUGAAUUUAGGGAAGAAUUAUUUUGUUUUUGCUUUCUAUUUACUCUCACAGAGUGUUUACUCCAUGAUUUUAUCUAUAUGAAUUUGAAUUUCAGCACCGGGCCUGGUAGCUCAGCAGACUAAAAGCAUUGUGAUUAACAUCAGCUGUCUGCUAUUACUGUAAGUUUGAAUCUCACCAGGUCCAAGGUUGACUCAGCCUUCCAUCCUUUCUAAGGUAGGUUAAAUGAGGACCCAGUUUGUGGGGGCAUUAAGCUGACUUUGUAUAAAUAUACAAAAGUAUGAAAGCUAUUGCUUAACGCAUUGUAAGCCGCCCUGAGUCUUCAGAGAAGGGCGGCAUAUAAAUCAAAUAAAAAAUAAAAAAUAAUAAUAAAAAAAUAAUACAACCAUUUCAUUGGAUUCAUUAAUCACACUAAUCAAUAUUUUUUAGACUGAUUUGAUUCCUUGGCUGCUGUUUAUAUUGUGCAUUUCACUACUGUAUUGUUUUUAAAUAUUGUAAGCCCUCCAGAAUUGCUAAUGUGAGAUAGGCAGUUGUAUAAAUAUUUUUUUUAAAUAUUAAAAUUAUAUUGAAUAAGAUAGCAUUUAUGUUGUGCUUCACUGCAAUAUGUAUUGGAAUGGAUCUGUCAAUAUACAUUUAAUGGUAAAGAAUUUCACUAUUGGGUUUUUGUGAAACAGGCAAUGUUGAAGCAAUAUUUCAUCAGACUUUUUAACAAAGUAAAUUUUUAUGGGAUGUAUUUUGAGUGGAAAGAAAUUUUAGAAAAUUUUGUUUCUAUCAAACAUAUUCAAAUUGAUGAUCUGUCUGGAUAAGCAUAUAGAGAAGGCUGGUACAAGACAUUGCCUGCAUGCAGCCCAUCAGCCAUAUUUAUUUAAUAAUAAAAAAAUAAAUUUAUCCUCACCCUCAGGAAGGAUCUGCAACCAUUGCCACGAAGACACACUGCUCCAACAUUUCCAGGCCUUACCAAUGCUGCCAGCUCAGUUGCUGCUCCACCAGCCAUCAGACAAUUAUAGGUAGUCCUCGCCUUGCAGCAGUUCACUUAGUGACCAUUUAAAUUUGCAACAGCACUGAAAAAAGUAAUGGAUGAUUGUUUUUCACACUUACCACAGUAGAAGCAUCCCUAUAGUCACAUGAUCAAAAUUCAGACACUUGGGAAGUGACUCACACUUAUGACCAUUGCAGUGUUCCAGGGUCAUGUGAUUACCUUUUGCGACCUUCUGACAAGCAAAGUCAAUCGGAAAACCAGAUUUGCUUAACAAUUGUUACUAAUCUGACAACUGAAAUGAUUCAUUUAACAACUGGGACAAGAAAGGUCAUAAAAUGGGGGAAAAUUUACUUAACAAAUGUUUUACUUAGCAACAAAAGUUUUAGGCUCAAUUGUGGUCGUAAGUCGAGGACUACCUGUAAUUGGCAUACCAGCUAUUUCUUUGCAGACAGCUAAUAUUUUUAAUUUAUUAACAUGGCCUUUUUCCAUCUACAACUUGCGUAGCUCUGAUGUAGCGGGUUGUGCAAAUAGUUUUAAGAUUGAAUUUCAGAUGUUUUGGCUAAAAAAUGAAUAAAAACACUGAAAUAAAUAAAUAAUAAUUAUGUGGAAACCAAUCUGAUCUAAAGCUUCUUUCAGUGAAAACUGACAUUGGGCUUUGUAAGAGAAUGUAUUUAUGGAUGCUUCUUUGGAGAUCUGAUGUUGGCAAUUGGACUUAUUAUCCUUUAGUUAUGUUUUUUAUCUUUAUAUUUAUGAAUAAACUCAGAUAUUCUAAAA